This is a messenger RNA of Paramecium octaurelia, 365 nucleotides long. The record is from the annotation of a GenBank genome assembly. Lineage: Eukaryota; Ciliophora; Oligohymenophorea; Peniculida; Parameciidae.
AUGAGUUUCUAGGUAAAUUUUAAUUUGCUAUAACAUAGACAACAGAUUCAAAAAAAGAAGAAUUUAGAAAGUAUUUGGAGAAGGCUGGAGUGAUUGAUCAGCUUACAAGAGUAUUGGUUGGGUUAUAUGAAGAACCAGAGAAACCUAACAAUGCAAUUGAGUAAUUUGAGUAUUUAACUUAGUUAUGUGAAAAAAUAUUUGGGAUCACCUGUGGACAUUGACGUAGAUAAGCUAAAAUUAGAGUAUGAAAAACUUAAGGAUGAAAACAUCAAGUUAAAGAGAGAAGUUGCAGAAUUAAAAAAAGAAGUUAGUAAUUUAUUUUAUGGCUCUUUAGUUAUAGGCUGCCUAGUAGGAGCAAAAUUGAG